Salvia miltiorrhiza (redroot sage) is the source of this 1768-nucleotide messenger RNA. RefSeq names its product putative FBD-associated F-box protein At5g56690. NCBI's taxonomy places the organism in Eukaryota, Viridiplantae, Streptophyta, Magnoliopsida, Lamiales, Lamiaceae. The coding region runs from base 67 to 1524 and encodes 485 amino acids. Gene Ontology annotation, molecular function: protein binding. The transcript has 5 exons. The record is from RefSeq and is a predicted model, not a curated record.
GUUCCAUAGUUUAAGCAGAAGAAUUCAUCUUGUGAUUUAGGAAGAGUAAAUUUAUCGUCUUUUCCGAUGGCAAAAUCCAGAAAACGAAAGCUGGUGGGAAUAGAUGAUGCUGUCAAUAAUGGUGGUAUUGAUAGAUUGCCUGAUGAUUUAGUAAUUAACAUUCUAUCACACAUGAGCAUGAAGAGAGCUGUGAGGACUAGUGUCCUCGCACAUAGAUGGAGAUAUCUUUGGAGUUUUUCCCAUGAGAUUCUGCGAUUUGAUGGAAAACUAAUGGAAAAGGAAAAAUUCGAGUCUUGGGUGAAUGGUGUGCUGGAUCAUCUUCAUCAAGGUCGAUAUAUUGAGGGCAUGAUCAUCAGUUUUGAGGGAGGGGUCGGGAUGGAUGAGACGGCAUCUACGUCUCGUGCAGUUGAGAAAUGGUUGAAUUUUGCUAUGCAAAAGGAAGUUCAAAGGUUGGAGUUGAAUCUCUCAUUUGAAGAUAUAUAUAGAUAUAAAUGCCCAGGUUUUCGAUAUGCAUUCCCAACUCUUGAUGAGUUAAGAUCACAUUCACCUUCACGUUCACGUGCAUUUUGCCGCCUGAGAAGCCUUAGAUUGGCCCAUGUUCAGAUCAGCCACGACGUGGUUCACUAUUUUCUAGCAUCGUGUCCCGACCUUGAAGAGUUGUGCAUACGAUUAUCUUACUACAUUCAGGGGGAUCUUCGAGUCGUUGAUCCACCAAGCUUGAGAGUUUUGGAGAUAACCAGAUGCCCCUAUAUCGCGAGUUUGGAGAUAUCUGCUGUGAGUCUCGUCUCGUUAAAAUAUGGAGGAGCGAAAAACAGCUUGCUGUUGAAAAAAGCUCCGAAUCUUCGUAAAUUAUGUGUUAGAGGUGGUAUGUGUUGGUCCUUUGUUCUAGAGCCCAAGGAACACUCGAGCUAUUCAGUUCAGCUGGAGAAGCUUGUAUUGGAUUUUCGAUUACCGGAGGAUUUUAGAAUUUCGGUUUAUGCUCCUCCUGAUUCGCCUCGAUUAUGCUCUCUCAAACGGCUGCAAGUGCAAGUUCUUACAAAGCAUGGUUCAUCCCUUAACUUCUUCAAAUCAUUGAUUGUGGCAUCUCCACACUUAUGCGAGUUUAGGAUUGAGCUGAGCUACACGGUAGAUGUUAAUGAGUCAAAUCUUUACGGAUUUCCGGAUAUAAAAGAAGUGUACAAGGUUGGGAAAUUCGUUCAUAGAAAUCUUAAGGUGGUUGAAAUGAGCGGCUACAUUGGAUGUGGAGGUCAUGGAGAGAAAUUGCUGGUUGAAUUGAUUUGGAGUUGUCCAUCGCUCGAGAGGGUCGCGAUUGAUACUCUGACUGAUUACUAUGAUGAUCCUCUCGUUCGCUCCUACAUUGCCGCGUGCAGGUCAUAUAAAGACUUCGUCGUGCCUUGGGCAACCUCACGCGAGGAAGCAAAAGAACGCGCCCAACGUUUCAUAGCCAAAACGCGGAAGCAGAAGCCGAGGAUGCGGGAGUGGAAGCGGUGCCAGUGGGAGCGCCUUGAAUUCAUCGUCACAUGAAUUUGAAUGAAUCUAUUUAUCUGCCAUUUUGAUUCUUGGGGUACAUUGUGUUUUAAGUUAUUGAUGGAUGCUUUGUUUAUUGUGACACCACACAUUGUUUGUGGAUACAACAUUUUGUCUUUCUACUUUUAUAGCUUCUUAAAAUAUACUAUAAGUAGUUGCUUUCUUUUGUGUAAAGUAUUGAGAAUGUGUAAAUCUGCUGCUGCUGCUAAAUCUGCAAGAUCAAAAGGCUGCUGCCAAAUAA